This is a messenger RNA of Cephus cinctus (wheat stem sawfly), 2000 nucleotides long. RefSeq names its product lysine--tRNA ligase (gene LysRS). Lineage: Eukaryota; Metazoa; Arthropoda; Insecta; Hymenoptera; Cephidae. The record is from RefSeq and is a predicted model, not a curated record. Bases 118 to 1875 code for a protein of 585 amino acids. Gene Ontology annotation, molecular function: lysine-tRNA ligase activity; tRNA binding; ATP binding. Gene Ontology annotation, cellular component: cytoplasm; aminoacyl-tRNA synthetase multienzyme complex; mitochondrion. The transcript has 7 exons. Gene Ontology annotation, biological process: lysyl-tRNA aminoacylation.
UGAAGAAUUGUUAUCUAUGCAGUUUAAAUAUUGUAACCUCUGCUCCGAAGCUCGAACAGAAACGUGUGAAGUGUACCAACCUCGUAAUACAAAUUCUUUUAUGAAGUUCUUGCCAACAUGGCCGAGGUAGCGAGUGAGAAACUGUCGAAAAACGAGCUCAAGAGGCGGCUGAAGGCAGAACAGAAGAUCAAGGAGAAGUCUGAGAAGGAAGCCAAGGCAAAGACUGCAGCAGCUGAAAAUGAGAUCAUUUCCAAGGAGAAGAAAGAGAAACCCAAGGAGGAAGACAUCAAUCCGCGUGAAUAUUUCAAAUUGCGAACAGCAGCAGUUGCACAGCUUAAAGACUCCAAUGAUCAUCCCUAUCCACAUAAGUUCCAUGUGUCCAUAUCUCUGGAGGGGUUUAUCGAGAAGUUUAGUGGCGUAGUGAAGGAAGGUGAAAUUCUUGAGAAUGAGACACAUAGUAUUGCUGGGAGAAUUUAUGCAAUCCGGGAGUCUGGUGCAAAACUCAUUUUCUACGAUCUACGUGGAGAGGGUUUGAAGAUUCAGGUGAUGGCUAAUGCCAAGCAUUAUGAAUCCGAAGAGAAGUUUCUUAAGGAUACUGACAAAAUCCGCCGUGGUGAUAUCAUAGGUAUUGUAGGAAAUCCUGGUAAAACUAAAAAGGGAGAGUUCUCUAUUAUGCCAAAGAGUAUUAAGCUUCUGAGUCCCUGUUUGCACAUGUUACCUCAUCUUCAUUAUGGACUAAAAGACAAGGAAACCAGAUUUCGUCAACGUUAUCUAGAUUUAAUAUUGAACGACAAAGUGCGACAGAUCUUCCAUAUACGUGCAAAGAUAAUAGCCUACGUCCGAAAAUUCCUUGACGAAUAUGGUUUCCUGGAAAUAGAAACUCCAAUGAUGAAUAUGAUUGCUGGUGGAGCUACAGCUAAACCCUUCAUAACGCAUCACAAUGAGCUUAACAUGGAUCUCUACAUGAGAAUCGCACCGGAGCUCUAUCACAAGAUGCUAGUGGUUGGCGGCAUUGAUCGGGUUUACGAGAUAGGGCGGCAAUUCCGAAACGAGGGUAUCGACAUGACCCAUAAUCCAGAGUUUACAACCUGUGAAUUUUACAUGGCCUAUGCAGAUUACAACGACCUGAUGUCCAUCACCGAGGACAUGAUUGCAGGAAUGGUUAAGAGUAUACAUGGUACCUAUAAAGUGAUCUACCAUCCAGAUGGGCCGGAAGGCGAGGGCGUGGAAAUUGAUUUCACUCCGCCCUUUAGGAGGGUUUCUAUGAUAAAAACUAUUGAAGAUGUACUCAAAGUGAAAUUACCAUCUCCGGAUCAGUUUCAUACAGCUGAGGCUAACAAGGCACUAAGUGAUCUGUGUGUCACACAUGGCGUGGAGUGUCCACCGCCUAGAACAACAGCAAGACUCCUGGACAAACUGGUAGGUGAAUUCAUCGAGGAAACGUGUGUCAACCCCACGUUUAUACUUGAUCAUCCACAAGUAAUGUCACCACUUGCUAAGUGGCAUCGCUCCGAGAAGGGGCUAACGGAGAGGUUUGAGUUAUUCGUGAUGAAAAAGGAAAUCUGCAAUGCGUAUACUGAGUUGAACGACCCUCUGGUCCAGAGACAGAGGUUCGAGCAGCAGGCAAAGGAUAAAGCAGCUGGUGAUGAUGAGGCCCAAUUGGUUGAUGAGAAUUUCUGUACUGCUUUGGAGUACGGAUUACCUCCAACUGGUGGUUGGGGUCUUGGUAUUGAUCGCCUCACUAUGUUCUUGACUGAUUCAAAUAAUAUAAAGGAAGUUUUGUUGUUCCCUGCAAUGAAGCCUGAUGAUCCUAAUAAGAACAAGGAUUUACCUGACGAAGAGAUGUCAGAUAAUACAAGUGGUACCAAUCAAUAAAGAAUAGUAAUAAUAAUAAUACUAGAUUUUUAUUAACACUUGUGAUUAAUAAAAAAAAGCAAUGCAGGUUAUAAAUUAUACAAAUUUUAUGGAAAUUAAAAAACUUUGCAUCGACACGGCUUAAA